Molecule: messenger RNA, 569 nt
Organism: Nematolebias whitei (Rio pearlfish)
Lineage: Eukaryota; Metazoa; Chordata; Actinopteri; Cyprinodontiformes; Rivulidae
Product: tropomyosin alpha-3 chain
Biological process (GO): actin filament organization; muscle contraction
Cellular component (GO): actin filament
Molecular function (GO): actin filament binding
Source: RefSeq, a predicted model, not a curated record
UCCAGCAGUUCAUCAGGCUCUCAGGUCAGCUGCCCUUUGUCUCUUUUACCGUCCAUCUGUGAACUCUAAGAGCCAACAUGGAAGCCAUCAAGAAAAAGAUGCUUAUGCUGAAGUUGGACAAGGAAAAUGCUCUGGACCGGGCCGAACAAGCCGAGGCAGACAAGAAAGGAGCUGAAGAGAGAAGCAAACAGCAUGAAGACGAGCUGCUGCAAAUGCAGAAGAAGCUGAAGGGGACAGAGGACGAGCUGGACAAAUACUCUGAAGCCCUCAAAGACGCUCAGGAGAAGCUGGAGGUGGCGGACAAAAAGGCUGCUGACGCUGAGGCAGAAGUGGCGUCCCUAAACAGACGCAUCCAGCUGGUGGAGGAGGAGUUGGACCGAGCUCAGGAGAGACUGGCAACGGCUCUGCAGAAACUGGAAGAAGCUGAGAAAGCAGCUGAUGAGAGCGAGAGAGGGAUGAAGGUGAUCGAGAACAGGGCUUUGAAGGAUGAAGAGAAGAUGGAGCUGCAGGAGAUUCAGCUGAAAGAAGCCAAACACAUUGCAGAAGAGGCUGAUCGCAAAUAUGAAGAG